CCUUCCGGCGAGAGUCUGGCGAAUAAUUCUCAGAGAGAGCGGUGAGCGGUGAGCGGAGCGCAAUUACAGUCCAUGAGUAUCGCGCUUGGCCAUGUUUGAACCAAGCGUCUUCCAAACAGGUGACUUUCGCAUAAGUCACGCCACAAUCCGCCAUUCUUCACCCUAUCACAGGAAUUGUACAUGAGUAUUAAAUCUAAUGAGGCAAACUUGCCGGUUGAUCUCGCCGCAUCGUUCCGUCAAGGAGUACUUAUAAAAGAGACUGAAGGGGUAGCAUUCAAGUUCGUCCUGAAACCACGGAAACCAAAUAUGAGAAGCCAGCAUCAUCACCCCUAUCAUACCUUGAAAGAAUGGCACGCAGGUCAGAGAGAGAAGAGAAAGAAUGCACGAUGGGUACCGUAUUCUUUGCGGUGGGAGGGUGGCGCAUCUGUCAGAAUUAUCCCGCAGAUCUUUCUCUCUGGAAUUGUAGCCGCAUUGAUAUGUGGCGUUUCGCAGUAUAUGGGAGGGCAGCUCUCGAUGCACUCUCCGAUCUUGUUCCCCAUAUUCGGCUUUAUCGUCGGCCUCGCCAUCACAUUUCGAAUGCAAUCGUCUUAUAGUCGCUGGUGGGAGGGGCGGAUACAGUGGGAUAAAUUAUCUGCAGAUUCGCGAUCCUUUGCACGAACAAUCUGGCUGCAUGUGCCGCUCCCUAAGCCAGCAGAGAAUACGGACGAUAUCCCUGACAAGGUGGAGGUGAUAAGAUGCGUGCACGCACUUGCAGUAGCCUUAAAACACCAUCUUCGCGGGGAAAGGGACUGUGGUGAAUGCUCCGACCUGGAGCGGCUCCUAGCCCAUCUACCGAACUACAAUUAUACGGCAACUAACCAUCCACUAACUUUGACAUUACACCUUUCAUCAGUGGUCGAGCGUUAUCGUCGCCUCUCACCAGGUGUCCUGGACACGCAAGUUCUCACCCACCUCCUAACUCACGUAGAUGGUUUCACAAGCGUCAUCUCGGCUUGUGAGCGUCUCCUACGGACUCCUAUCCCACUGGGGUAUAAUAUCGCCAUCUCACGCAUCGUAUGGAUAUUCGUGUUCGCAUUGCCGAGUCAGUUGUGGGGUGAAGUCGCUUGGUGGAGUGUCGCUGUGACCAUCAUUACGGCAUAUGCCCUCUUUGCACUUGCUGAGGUGGGCCUAGAAAUUGAGAAUGUGAGUUUGCUUUUGAAGGAUAGUGAAGUCUCUACUAAAGAAGGGGUUCUUGCUGAUCGUCGCAUAUUUUUAGCCUUGGGGAGAAGGACCGAAUGAUUUAGACCUGGAUCGGUAUUGCAAUUUGUUACGCUUAGAUUUAGAUGAUAUUUUGGCCCAUCCCCAGGACAGCAGUUGUGGCAAGACAUACCUGACAAUCGGAAGCGGCGGGGUACUAGUAAAUGUUGAAGAUAGUAAUGGGACGGCUUGCUAGUUGUAUAGAAUAUGGGCGAAUUAUUUCUGGACGAAAGAGACUCAAGUUUAAUAUUUACAAAGACUCCAUCAAAAUACCAAGACAGAUGACAUAUUAAAAAAAUCAAGGAUCAAGGAUCAAGCAAAAACCUCCUCCGACACGGCAGCUGGAAGAUAAAAUCAUUGUGGAAACAGCGAA
Hyaloscypha bicolor E is the source of this 1609-nucleotide messenger RNA. Its product is annotated as UPF0187-domain-containing protein. The transcript is spliced from 4 exons. The coding region runs from base 181 to 1278 and encodes 365 amino acids. Gene Ontology annotation, molecular function: chloride channel activity. NCBI's taxonomy places the organism in Eukaryota, Fungi, Ascomycota, Leotiomycetes, Helotiales, Hyaloscyphaceae. The record is from RefSeq and is a predicted model, not a curated record.